AUAAAUUAAAACGUGGACAGUGUAGUGUGGAAGAGAGUGACGGAAACAUGCUAUGCAAAGAACAUGUGAAAUUCAAGUAGCCAAUCCGAAAUGGAUGGAGAGGAAAGAGUACCCUCUUGCAUGACUCAUUGUCUCUUCUUGCGACUCCCUCUACUCCUUCUCCAGGGUAUAUGCUUAUAGCAUCUUCUUCUGAUACCUCUCUCUCUCUCUCUCUCUUAUUUCUCUAUCCAUCACUCAUAAUAGGAACCUUCGUUCACUUUCACUUCGAAGUUGAAACAAAUCAUGCUUCACUCCAACACUUCUCUCCUUCCCCACACCAAUCGUUUUGUUUUCUCUUUUCGUUUCAAACCUUCGCAUUCUUAUUCACACUCUCACUCUCUCUCCUUCUCCAAUUUUCUAUCUCUUCAACACCAUUCUCCUUCUCUCUCCUCAUGUUGCCGCGUCGCACGUGUCUCCACCGAGGCGUUGGAGUUGUCGCCACCGCCGCCCGGCUUCAACUUUCGCCGCGAAAUCGCCAGGCUCGCCGCCCUCCGCGACAAGCUCGCCGCCUGCGCCACUCUCGAGGACAAGCUCCGAGUGAUAGACGCCGAUUCCAGAGUGAAUCGUUUUUUCGGUCCCCGCCACCGGAACAGCCGGUUCAGUAGGGUUUUGGCUUCGCUUCAGUUGAACUCUGAUGAAUUGUUCUUGCUCAAGUGCUUGGUUGCUGCGGGGCAAGAGCACGUGCUGUGUUUGGGCGGAACCGAAUCGUUGGACUCCGCAGGCACUGUGAGCUCCAUCAAGAGCGCGCUUUAUGCUCUGGCGGAGUGGAUUGAGAACUUCGAUUCCUAUAACGGUAAUGCCGGUGUAGAUUUGGGGAUGACUUUGGGUGAUGGUGAAAUUCGGGACUUGAACAAGUUGUUGGAGACUUUGGCAGAAAUUGAUCGCUUCUAUGACUGCAUUGGAGGGAUUAUUGGAUACCAGAUAACCGUACUGGAACUUCUUGUUCAAAAGUUGUUUGAGAGUCAGAAUAAAAACUGGUCCCAGCAUAGGCAUGAAAUGAAAGAAUGCCAAAUUUUGGGAAUUGAUGCACCUAAUGGGCUUGACCUAUCUCAAAAUACGGAGUAUGCAUCUCAAGCAGCUCUAUGGGGUAUAGAGGGUUUGCCAGACCUAGGUGAAAUUUAUCCUUUGGGAGGCUCUGCGGACAGGCUUGGUUUAGUUGAUCCUAACACAGGUGAAUGCCUGCCCGCUGCAAUGCUACCGUAUUGUGGAAGGACUUUGUUGGAAGGUCUUAUAAGAGAUAUUCAGGCUAGAGAAUUCGUGUACUUCAAGUUAUAUGGGAAACAAUGCAUCACACCUGUUGCAAUAAUGACAAGUUCUGCAAAGAACAACCACAAACACAUAACUUCUCUGUGUGAAAGACUUUCCUGGUUUGGAAGAGGUCAAUCAACUUUCCAACUUUUUGAGCAGCCUCUCGUUCCAGUUGUUGGUGCAGAAGAAGGACAGUGGCUGGUCACCAAACCAUUCAGUCCCUUGAGCAAGCCUGGUGGUCAUGGUGUCAUAUGGAAACUUGCUCAUGACAAAGGCAUCUUCAAAUGGUUUUAUCAUCAAGGCAGAAAAGGUGCAACUGUGCGCCAAAUCAGUAAUGUUGUCGCAGCUACAGAUUUAACCCUCCUGGCCUUAGCAGGGAUAGGCUUACGUCAAGGAAAGAAACUGGGAUUUGCAUCUUGUAAGCGUAUCUCAGGUGCUACAGAAGGAAUUAAUGUGCUGCUGGAGAAGAAAAGUCUUGAUGGGAACUGGGAGUAUGGUGUGUCUUGUAUUGAAUACACUGAGUUUGAUAAGUUUGGAAUUACUGACAGACCUCUUGGUUCAAAAAGUUUGCAGGAAGAGUUCCCAGCCAAUACAAACAUCUUAUAUGUUGAUUUACCUUCUGCGGAGCUAGUUGGAUCAAGUAAAAAUGAAUCUAGUUUACCAGGAAUGGUGCUAAAUACUAGAAAGCCAAUAGUCUACUCAGAUCAGUUGGGAAGACAUCAUAGCGUCUCAGGUGGCAGACUAGAGUGCACAAUGCAAAAUAUAGCAGACAAUUUUACCAAUUCAUAUUCAUCUAGAUGUUAUAAUGGAGUGGAAGAUAAGCUAGAUACGUUUAUUGUAUAUAAUGAACGGAGAAGGGUUACCUCAUCUGCAAAGAAAAAAAGAAGACAUGGAGACAAGUCUUUGCGCCAGACACCUGAUGGCUCUCUGUUGGAUAUCUUACGAAAUGCUCACGAUCUUCUUUCACAAUGUAAUAUAAGACUUCCUGAGAUUGAAGCUAACGAGACCUAUGUUGAUUCUGGACCACCAUUUCUCAUCCUUCUGCAUCCUGCUCUUGGUCCCCUUUGGGAAGUUACUAAACAAAAGUUUUAUGGUGGUUCCAUAUCAAAGGGCUCUGAGUUACAAAUAGAGGUUGCAGAGUUUUCUUGGAGGAAUGUUCAGCUCAAUGGAAGCCUAAUCAUAAUAGCUGAAAAUGUUAUGGGCUCAAUGAAGGUUAAUGAGAGCGGUGAAUCCGUACUACAUUAUGGGGAAAGGUGUGGAAGAUGUAAAUUGCAAAAUGUCAAGGUAUUGAACAAGGGAAUUGAUUGGACACAUGGUGGAAACAUAUAUUGGAAACAUGACGUGAAGCGAUCUGAGGUGCUGCAGAUCAGACUGCAUGGAAAUGCUGAAUUUGAGGCUACUGAUGUUGUCCUACAGGGAAAUCAUGUCUUUGAAGUUCCAGAUGGCUAUAAAAUGAAAAUCAUUCCAGGCAGCGCAGGUUUAGCAAUCCAGUUAGAUCCGAUUGAACAAGACAUGAUGCACAGUGGAAGCUGGCACUGGAAUUACAAAAUAGAAGGUUCUCACAUUCAGCUAGAAUUAGUAGAAUCAUAGAACACUAGCCACUUUAGAUAUCUGCUGCGUGAAUCAUGGUUCACAGCUGGUAUUGGAGUUGUUAAUAAUUUCGAUUACCAAGUGACAGGUUGAACAAAAGUUAAGCCUUUGUCAUUUUGGGUUGUUUUACACUUAUGUUGUAAAAUAUUGAUAGGCUUGUAAAAUCCGUGUCUCUUCCCUCACCUUUCUUCUCCUUUGCCUUUUUUCUGUUUUCCCUUUUUUCCAUAGGGAUGAUCUCCUUGUAACCAACAUUGUAAACUCAGGAAUUCAAGUAAUGGAUAUGGAUCUACUACAUUAAUUGCAGUUUGCAGACAAAUUAACAC
Abrus precatorius (Indian licorice) is the source of this 3200-nucleotide messenger RNA. Its product is annotated as UTP--glucose-1-phosphate uridylyltransferase 3, chloroplastic. NCBI's taxonomy places the organism in Eukaryota, Viridiplantae, Streptophyta, Magnoliopsida, Fabales, Fabaceae. The record is from RefSeq and is a predicted model, not a curated record. Gene Ontology annotation, biological process: UDP-N-acetylglucosamine biosynthetic process. The coding region runs from base 283 to 2877 and encodes 864 amino acids. The transcript is spliced from 17 exons. Gene Ontology annotation, molecular function: UDP-N-acetylglucosamine diphosphorylase activity.